AUGAUGGGAGUUGCAGGUGUAUUGGGCGUUGCUUUGCUAUUCGAUAUUCAUGGUGCUAUCGUAGAAAAUACUUUAUUUGAAGAUGGUGAUGGGGCAAAUACAUUCUGUGCUUUUAACCCAACUCAAGCUGAAGAAACUUAUUCAAUGGUCACUGCUAAUCGCUUUUGGUCCCAAAUCUUUGGGGUUGCUUUUUCCAAUAAACGCUGGUUACAUUUCUUUAUUUUAUUUGUACCAGUAACUGUUUUAUGGAUGAGUGCUCUUGGAGUAGUCGGUCUGGCCUUGAACCUACGUGCCUAUGACUUCGUUUCUCAGGAAAUUCGAGCGACAGAAGAUCCUGAAUUUGAGACUUUCUACAUCGGAUUUUUUGAGGAACGUAUCGAGAGAUAA
Messenger RNA from Lactuca virosa, 387 nucleotides. NCBI's taxonomy places the organism in Eukaryota, Viridiplantae, Streptophyta, Magnoliopsida, Asterales, Asteraceae. The record is from the annotation of a GenBank genome assembly.